ACUCCGGACUCCAUGUGACACUGGGUCAUUUAGUAGUUUUGAUUAACCCGUGGGAACAUAAUGAUUGACUUCACAUUUUAUCUGCCAAUUUUCUUCUAGUUUAGUGUCAGCUGAGAGUGCUUGUGGAGAAGAGUACCAUAAUUUAGACUUUCUACCACUAGAUGCCACUACAACCCUUUGUCUUGAAGGGCAUGAAGAGAGUCAACUAAGAGUCAGUGUAGCAUCUCACUGACAGCAGGAGGCACGACAUUAGCCAAUGAAGCGUUAACAUCAUCCGUAUUCUCUCCCUCCCACAACCUAUUUAAACAAGCAUCUGCCCUUAGCUUGGGUCUUCGGGAAACCCGUAGCACACAAUCGCGAAUAACUGUCAUCUUCAGUUGAAGAGACGUUAUGGCUUUGGCAGAUCCUGAUUGUGGAAUAUCAAACGGCGCGGAUUCCAGGCCCCCGUUUUCUGACAUUAUUGAACUAAAUGUAGGAGGACAAGUGUAUGUGACACGGCAUACGACUUUAACAGCCGUACCGGAUUCUCUCCUGUGGGUCAUGUUCAGUAAGAAGACACCGACAGAACUGGCACGGGACAGCAAAGGUCGCUUUUUUCUGGACAGGGACGGCUUUCUUUUUCGUUACAUUUUAGACUAUCUACGGGAUCUACAUCUGGUUCUGCCUGACUAUUUUCCAGAAAAGAACAGAUUACAGCGAGAGGCUGAGUUUUUUCAGCUGAGGGACCUGUCCAAGCUCGUGUGUCCCAAAAUGAGUAAAGACAACUCCAUCACCGAUGAGAUCUGCCAGAGUGACUCGGAGGAGCCGAGCGCAACUGCGACUCCGUUGGUCGGACCCGACACCUCUCGCACGCUGUCCGUCGCCAGCACCGCUCAUUCUCCUUCCCUGGAAUCCAAAAAGUCGGGCUACAUCACAGUCGGUUACCGGGGCUCUUAUACAAUCGGAAGAGACAUACAAACAGACGCCAAAUUCAGACGGGUCGCGAGGAUCACGGUGUGCGGGAAAACUUCUCUUGCUAAGGAGGUGUUCGGAGACACUUUAAACGAGAGCAGAGACCCGGACCGACCUCCGGAGAGGUACACGUCACGCUAUUAUCUGAAAUAUAAUUUUCUCGAGCAGGCUUUUGACAAACUGUCAGAGUUUGGCUUCCACAUGGUCGCGUGCAGCUCCACUGGCACUUGCGCUUAUUCCAGCAGUGACCCAAACGAGGACAAAAUCUGGACAAGCUACACAGAGUAUGUUUUCUGUCGCGAAUGAGCCCAAAUAUGUUGCAUUUAAUUGUGUGUAUAGCCAUUCGAUUACAAGAGUAAAGUUUCAUCCGUCUUUUUUAGAGGUGCAACUGGGAGUUCGCCUCAUUCACAUGGGCUAUAGGCACUUGUUUCGUUUUUUUUUUUUUUUUUUUUUUUUUUUUUUUUUGCAUCAUCGUUAUAUCGGCUGUUUACUCUGAGACUUUUAAAGCCUAUUACAUAUGUAUUGAAAUAAUUAACGAACGCAGAAUAACAAGGCCUAGCUAUUAUUGCAUUUCCCGUUGUAGUUUAAUUUUGUUUGAAGAUAAAGACGUUUUUUAAUCCUGAUUUGAGGGCCUAUUUGUUAAAGGUCCCAGAUGUGUUUAGUAUAGGCUACUUGCUAUUCUUUAUGCAUGUAUUUUAAAUGAAUAGCCUAUGUAAAAUAUUUCUUCAUUUAAUAUGUCGAACACAUUAAGUUAUACGAUUUUGAUGAUUGUCCAUAAUGGUGUUUUUCUUGGACAGUUCCACUUUCAGGAAAUGGGAUAUCACUCCAUCAUUCUAGGCAACAAUCUGAUGGAUUACUUUGUGUGCACCAGAUCAGGUCUCAGUGACACUUAAUAAGUUUAGCUUUAUCUUUUCACUGUAAAUAAAUAAUCCACCAAAACGAAAACUGUAAAUAUAAUUGCUGCCUUUUUUUUUCUAAAAUUAAAGUUGUGCCAAAGUUGCCUGCAGUGAUUUAUUGCACUUUUUUUUUUUGAAUUUCAUUAGGUAUUUAGGAAAUAGUAGAACCUCUUAACAUAAAAUGAAGAAAAAUAAAUUUGUUAUAAAUUAAAUCAAUUACAACAUCUUAAAAGUGAGGCUUACAAUUGUAUAGCAUACGCUACAAUUGGAUUGUAUUAAAUGUUGCACACUUUUUUGUUUGAGCAAAGAAUGGGAAUAGUUUCUGGUCUGUGUGUAUCUCUAAAGUUUGAGGUUUCUAUGCCUAUAUUACUACCGAGUGUGUCCUUUUAUUCCAACAUUGUAAACAUUCUCUAUCCGUUGUUUGUUCAAUGAGUCAAUCAUUCAAUAAAUUACAAUCUGUUAAUCUUUCAGCCCUA
This is a messenger RNA of Pimephales promelas (fathead minnow), 2323 nucleotides long. The record is from RefSeq and is a predicted model, not a curated record. NCBI's taxonomy places the organism in Eukaryota, Metazoa, Chordata, Actinopteri, Cypriniformes, Leuciscidae.